Molecule: messenger RNA, 2765 nt
Organism: Branchiostoma belcheri (Belcher's lancelet)
Lineage: Eukaryota; Metazoa; Chordata; Leptocardii; Amphioxiformes; Branchiostomatidae
Exons: 3
Coding region: 198-1328 (376 amino acids)
Source: RefSeq, a predicted model, not a curated record
UUGUCGGUCGCCAUAUUUGCACCCCAAAAGAAGACAGCCGUUUUCUGCCAUGUCCACACAGUCGUAGGAACGGUAAAGGUAUACCGCCUUUAGAACUUUAAAAACCUUUGGAUUUAAAAUGUUUAACCUCAAGUACUUUUCGGGAAAGGAUUGUCAGUUCAGUGUCGUGGCCUAAUUUAACACCGAACUUAAGGAAAAUGACAAUGGCGCUGUUACCACGGGCACCGACGUAUAAUGUGUUUGUCGGGGUGCUUAAAGGUACGAAGUCGACUUUUGAGGUGGAUAUCUUGACGAAUCCUAUCACAAAGAAGCUUGCUCGUAUUGUCUUGCGAAGUAGAAACAGUACAACGCGUACGUUGACGGAAACGGUUAGCAACGAAUUCUUUAUGAGUAACCAGGAAACUUUUCUGGAAUUUGGUCGACAACUGCAACUGGGGCGUCUUUUGGAUGACGACGUUUUCGAUACGCUGAUUCACCAGAUGUGUGAAAAUGCACCCAUAACGUAUGACAUUGGCCUACAGACUGCCCUGUGGAACGACCACAUCCUUCACCAGACAGAACUAGCGAAGCAUAUCCUGCCCAUCGAAAGUAAGGAGGCCAAACUCAAGAAGGAGUUAGUAAGUUUGGCCUACAGAAACCCCAAGAAGAUGAAAGACUUCUUCGAAGAAUACGACAGUACCUCCGUCCCAUAUGGUUUAAACGGAGAGACAUUCACCCCUUGGGAAGGAGGCUCAAGUGACAUGGAACGUUUCAGGGUGUGGGAAUGUGGCUUUGAAUACGUCAACCCACCAGAGAAACUGGUAGUUAUCGGGUACAUCGAGGACGAUGCUGUAGUAAUGGUAGGGUCACAAAGUGGGAAGGUUUACAUGGACGAAGAUGAGAUAGUUUAUAACGUGGCGAACAAUCUCUCGGACUUUGCAAACCAUGGCUGUCCAUAUAACCCGACAUUUUUCGACUACUACUUAGCACGACCAAACGAUGUGAGGAGCUUGCCCUGUGCUGCUGGAACUUUUGAAGAAUGUGACAAAACAGCAGAUGUUCCUGAAGACAGCAAAUGGACCUUUAUUGGUCAUGAUCCUGACCAGCUGGAAGCCGACCGUGAAAGGGCCAGCCAAAUGUAUGCGGAAAUGGCAGAAUACUUCAAGCCGCCUUCUGAAGUAUUCCUCGACUUCACCGAUCAGCAAGAAGAUCCGUUUCACUCACAGUCCUUUUUUGCACAGUUCGGUGAUGGUCAAGAAGACUUGUGGUCAUCUCCCUGUAAGGGUUUUCCAUCUACUGAUCCUUUCCCCUCACAGUUCUCCUCGAUGUGCAUUGAAAUUAAAAGUUAGCCUUUUUGUUGCUCCAUACCACAAGCAUAAGUGUCACAUAUGUUUUUCUUAUGUUUCUUUUUCUGCCCUUUUGUCAAUUACAUGCCAGUUCUUAUUUUGUAUAGUGAUACAUGUAGAGCGGGACAUGUUUUACAUUUUGAAAUGGUUUUUAUUUGUUUGUUAUUUUUAGGAAAACUGUAUAGUUUAGUCUCUGAAUGAUAAUCUGAAAUUUAGUGAGCGAAUGGUCAAAUAUUUUAAUUCGCCUGAAAAUCUUACGAGGGUCGGUUUUUGCUAUUUUCCUUUUAAGGUUUGCCACCCCUGUCAUUUUUUUUAAAGUUGAGGGCAACUUUAUUCCUCAAACUUCUUUAAACUGCUACUUUCCUUUUUAGCUGUUUUGCCACCCUUGUCAUUUUUUUGUGGAGGGCAUGCUUUUCUUUAAACUUUGACUUUAUAGUAAGGUUAUCAUUAAAAGUUAAUUUUUUGGGUGAAAGUGCUUUAAAUGUUCAUAGCAUAAUACGAGACAGCUGGAAGAGUUCGUUUUAAAGAGAGGUGUAUAUUUUUAAGUCAGUUUUUAUGCAGGGAGAUGUGUUCAGGUUGAACGUUGGUCCAUUUGAUAUGGUGAUGUCGCUGGGAGAUUUCAUGAUUGAACAACCCAUGUUGAUUAAGGUCAUGUAGCAUUCAUACGUUGUAACUUGAGUUGUGCUUAGGCUAGAGAACAAGAGUUCAAUGAAGUUCUUCUAUUAUACAAAACGUAAAGUAGUUAUCUGUUAGAAAGUCAGAUCUGGGGGACAUUAAAAGAACUGUGAACAUCAAGGCAUGUCAGUAACCAGCUUUUAUUGGGCUAUUAUCUUACAGGGAUAAACAUUCGUCAAAUGUAAUUCCAUGGCUAGAGAAUGUAGUAAAUUCUGCAUGAUUACAGCCAGGCCAGGAGGUACGUGUAGGUAUGUAGUAUUUCCAUUAAAGUCACUUAAUGUCUAUUUAUUUCUUUAUAUGUAAAUUGAUACGAUACAUCAAGGCCAUUUUUGUUCAUCCCUUUAGAAAAAAAUGUUUCAAUCAAAUCUACUCCAUUACUACUAUUGUGGGUGACAUUCAGAAAGGAGAAAUAACAAAAUACACAGUACUGGUGUGUUUAAAUUGCUGAAAUUACGAAUGUUAAAGAUUACGUUUACUGUCUGAUAUUUUCUGGUGUUGCCCCAAAAUGAGCUCGUCUCACGUGGAUUGUCAGUAGAUGUCAACAUGUUUUUGUCAGUAAAUCUGAUCAAAAUAAAAAUUCAAAUACCGGUGAACAGAAUUUGUUUUCAUUUUAGAACAGACGAAAAUUACUUGGAAUAGCUAAAAUUAGCAACUUGUACUUAAAAUUUACACAAAAUCUAAUUAAGCAAAUUUAAUGGAGAAAACUUACAUUCUUUCCAUGUCAUGGAUAUGCUUUUCUUGUAUAUACGUGUAGGUUUUAUGAUA